AUGGCUGGAUCACGGAAUCCCGAUCGCGUCCGAUUUUUGUCGAAUCGAACCGACGUCGAGCUUCCUACUCGUGCUUAUAGACUGACCAUUGACAAUGAACCUAGUCUCGGGAUUUCGAAACUACUUAAUCAGGAUCCCGAACAAUACGGGAGUAUCAAGAUCUUGCCCGAUUUCGUCCGAAUUUUGCCGUCCCGUCCCGAGCCCGUAAUAUCAGUUAGACUCGCACACCCCUACUAACGCGUGUCGCACUAUUAAUAUAUCUGACGCGUUUAACAACACUUCGGUCAUUCAGCUACGAGGCUCCACUAAAGUAACCGCAACAAAGUGUAACGGCUUCUGUUCACUACCACGGUGUCUAUCGAAGAUAUAUUACCUGUGCACCGACGUUCUUUGACUGUAACAAAUCACUGGGAUUUUAUUUCCACGAGGAAGCAAAAUGAGCAAGGAAGACUCGAAAGCACCGAAGGUUUCAUUUCCGUUAAAACCACCAGGACAAGCGAAAGUAUGGAACGUUGUCGAAGUUGCAAUCAAGGGUAGCGAUAAGCCGCCGAUAAAAUUCAGCAUUCAAGAGGUACCCGAGGACAGGUACGAAGAUGUCCUUGAUCACAUGUGCACCUAUUUCAUCGCCGAUGAGCCUAUAUGCCAAUGCACCAAUGGGAAAGAUGAUCCGGAGUUCGUGCUAUCCUUCCGACGAUUUUGGACAUCGAUGUUAGCCCAAGGUUUAACGGUCGGAGCCUUUACCGAGGACCCUAAUGGCGGCAAACCGAUCCUUGCAGGCGUAAACUUACUCGGACUGUCCUUCAAGGAUGAUGAUUCUAAUAUCGACGAAAUUGUCACGUCGGAAAGGGCGAAGCAAAUAAUCCACGUGAUGACGAAACUGAGUAAAACAGUUUGCCCAUUUGAGAAAUAUGGAAUAGACACAUACUUGACCGCUAUGGGUCUUUCCGUGCACCCGUCGUAUCGAGGAGCAGCUUUGGGCAAACAUAUUCUUCAGGCCAGGGAGUCCAUAGGUCGCGAGUACAACAUUUCGGUGACAGUAACAUGGUUCACAUCGCCGAUCUCGCAGACACUGGCGGAACGAUGUAAUUUCGAGAAUCUCGUCGUGAGAGAUUAUGAUGACAUCGUGGACGAGAAGGGGAACAAAAUUUUUCCGGGAAUUGAAUCGAAGAGGGUCAGAAUCAUGGGCAAGAGGCUUCUUUAAAGAUUUUG
Molecule: messenger RNA, 1209 nt
Organism: Dufourea novaeangliae
Lineage: Eukaryota; Metazoa; Arthropoda; Insecta; Hymenoptera; Halictidae
Exons: 4
Coding region: 437-1201 (254 amino acids)
Molecular function (GO): N-acetyltransferase activity
Source: RefSeq, a predicted model, not a curated record